AAGCGAAGCACUUUGUCCAUGCCAACCAAGCAAGACGAGACGAGCAUCUUGCACAAGUAAGCUGAGGCUCCAGAGAAACCCACCCCCCGAAAGAUUGUCGUAGCUUGACUUUGGCGCCGUUUCCCCGCACAGGCUCUCCGGAAAUGCAAGAAACCCACGACCCCGCCAUCAAGCUCUUCGGCAUGAAGAUCCCCGUUUCCUCCUCCGCCGCCGAUGACGCGGUUCCUGCGGCGGCGAGACCGGAUGAGAGGGAAGAUGGAGGAGGAAGAGGAGGAGAGGAAGAGUACGAUGGAGAUGACGGGGAAGAGGAAGAAGAGGACGCAGAGCAGUUCCAGGACGCUUCAGCUGAAAAGGCUCCUGAGAAUAUGCAAGAAAAGGGUGAGCCACAUCCAAAUUCUCCGGAACUGAAUCCCCCUGGGACUUCUCCGGAGGCUGUGAACCCUAUGACGCCCUCUAUUCAUGAAGAGAGUGUGAAAACGCAAAUCCCUGAGGCUGGAGCACGAGAAGAGAAUGGCUCGCCCAAAAAUUCGCAAGAGAAAACCCUGAAGAAACCAGACAAGAUCCUUCCUUGCCCGCGCUGUAACAGCAUGGACACAAAAUUCUGUUACUACAACAAUUACAAUGUCAAUCAGCCCCGGCACUUCUGCAGAGCCUGCCAAAGGUACUGGACUGCGGGGGGUACUAUGAGGAAUGUUCCCGUGGGAGCGGGACGGCGGAAGAACAAGAACGCUGCCACACGUUAUCGCCACAUCACCAUCUCCGAGGCUCUCCAAGCAUCCAGAGUUGAUUCUGCAAAUGGGGCUCAACUCUGCCAUUUGAGAACCAAUGGAGCCGUCCUCACCUUUGGUUUGGACUCCCCUGUGUGCAGUUCUCAGUCCCCCAUCCCAAAUAUUGCCGAGAAGACGACAGUGUUAAACGGUUACAAAAAUGGGUUUCAGGACUUCGAAAAUGGGGAUGAUAGCUCCACCUCUUCCUCCGUCACAGUAUCGAACUCCAUGAAUGAGAAAGGCCUAAAUUUCCCACAAGAACAAGGGAUGGGAAAUGUUAAUGGAUUUUCUACGCAGAUACCUUGCCUUCCCGGCGUUCCUUGGCCUUAUCCAUGGAAUCCCACGAUGUCCUCACCCGCCUUUUGCCCUUCAGGAUGUCCACCGAUGUCAUUUUACCCUGCACCCUUUUGGGCUUGUGGUGUUAUUCCUAAUGCCUGGAACAUUCCUUGUUUGUCACCUCAGUCACCCUUUUGCAACCAAAAGACCACAACUUCUGGUCCAAAUUUGCCGACACUGGGAAAGCAUUCGAGAGAACCUGAGCCACUUAAGUCAGAUACUUCAUUGGAACAAGUGGAACCCCCAAGACGGAAGAAUGGUUGCGUUUUGGUUCCGAAGACGCUGCGUAUAGAUGAUCCCAGCGAGGCUGCCAAAAGUUCAAUAUGGGCAGCCCUCGGUAUUAAGGCCUUCGAACCAAAGUCCGGAGAAGGCAAAGUUAAAGCUGCCCAAACCUCACCACACUUGUGUGCUAAUCCCGCGACAUUGUCUCGAUCCCUCAAUUUCCAUGAGAACACUUGAUGUAGCAGCUCAUGACUGUAAAUUGAAGAAUCGUGUGGUUUUUGCGGAGCAGGAUACUGUCACAUUCACUCGAGCAACGACGGGCAGAGCUUUGGGCAUCACAUUAUUAGCCCACGAAAUGGCGUGCUCAUUGCUCAAGACUUGAAGAGAUAAAGAAGAUUCCAUCCACAGAGCUCUCACGUGGAUUAGUUUUGUGAAUCUUUUUAACCUUGGAAACAUCUACCUUUGCUGAACGAAGUUAGCCUGCUUUUCUUUUGGUCUUGUACAUUGAUAAUGUAUGCAACUUGUGGCUCUGAAUGUAUAGGAGGAGAUAUGGAGAUUUCCGCGGCACCAUAACUUCCUGAAUCAUUAUAAAUACUUUCAGAUGAUUGCUUCCUUUU
Rhodamnia argentea is the source of this 1942-nucleotide messenger RNA. Its product is annotated as cyclic dof factor 1-like. The record is from RefSeq and is a predicted model, not a curated record. Gene Ontology annotation, biological process: regulation of DNA-templated transcription. Lineage: Eukaryota; Viridiplantae; Streptophyta; Magnoliopsida; Myrtales; Myrtaceae. The transcript is spliced from 2 exons. Gene Ontology annotation, molecular function: DNA-binding transcription factor activity; DNA binding. The coding region runs from base 144 to 1562 and encodes 472 amino acids.